Messenger RNA from Oryzias melastigma (Indian medaka), 3118 nucleotides. RefSeq names its product DEAD (Asp-Glu-Ala-Asp) box polypeptide 10 (gene ddx10). The coding region runs from base 351 to 2837 and encodes 828 amino acids. The transcript is spliced from 3 exons. Gene Ontology annotation, molecular function: nucleic acid binding; ATP binding; RNA helicase activity. The record is from RefSeq and is a predicted model, not a curated record. NCBI's taxonomy places the organism in Eukaryota, Metazoa, Chordata, Actinopteri, Beloniformes, Adrianichthyidae. Gene Ontology annotation, biological process: rRNA processing. Gene Ontology annotation, cellular component: nucleus.
CCGCCCUACCACUGCACCACGGCCAUAAAAACUUGGAAUAAAACUGAAAAAUAUUUAAAUAACUGUUGAUACAUUAGAACUUUCCCCCAUUUUCAAUAUGUUGUGAUCUACUAAGAUUUGCUUUGUAACAAUUAUUUAAUUCUACUUUUUGUGCCCCCCCCCUUCAUCUUUUUGGGGUUUUUUUUCUAACAGACUAACAGAUGCUCUUUUAAAAACAUUGAGUUUUGUUAAUUUUGGUCUCUCGGCUUGCCAUACUUCGUGGCUGACGUCACUCUCACGCGACAGCUCAUGUUUGAUACACGCUGGUGAAAGGUUCCGUUCCCUUUGGGUUUUCUGUCCUUGUGUGGACUAUGGGGAAACGACCGAAGUCCUCCGGGACCAAACCCGCAUCUUCGGAGAGCUUGACAGGGAUCGCGGUCAAGAACUUCGAGAAAUGGAAGAAAAGGUACAACAAAAAGAAAUCUCGAGUCAAACGCGAGCGUGCGCAGAAGAAGAAGCCAGACUGGCAGGUGGAACGCGAGUAUAUCCAGAACCUGGUUCGCAAGUAUGAGGACGUGGACUCGAACCAGGUGGUGAAGUUCUCUGACUUUCCCAUCUCCAAAAAGACUCUCCUGGGCCUGCAGGAGUCCCAGUUCCGACAGCCCACCGAGAUUCAGAGGCAGACCAUUGGGCUCGCCCUGCGGGGCAAAGACGUGCUGGGGGCGGCCAAGACCGGCUCCGGUAAGACCCUUGCCUUCCUCAUCCCGGUGCUGGAGUGCCUGUACCGGCAGCAGUGGAGCUCCAUGGACGGCCUGGGCGCCCUCAUCAUCUCCCCCACCAGGGAGCUCGCUUACCAGACCUUCGAGGUCCUCCGUAAGGUCGGCAAGAACCACGAGUUCUCUGCGGGGCUGGUCAUCGGUGGUAAGGACCUGCAGACCGAGGCGGAGCGGAUCCCUCGCACCAACAUCGUAGUCUGCACCCCGGGCCGGCUGCUGCAGCACAUGGACCAGACCGCCUGCUUCCACGCCAGCGGGCUCCUCAUGCUGGUUCUGGACGAGGCGGACCGGAUCCUAGAUAUGGGCUUCGCGGACACGCUGAACGCCAUCGUGGAGAACCUGCCCCGGACCCGGCAGACGCUGCUGUUCUCUGCCACGCAGACCAAGUCCGUGAAAGACCUGGCCCGGCUCAGCCUCAAAGACCCAGAGUACGUCUGGGUCCACGAGAAGGCCCGGUUCAGCACGCCUGCCUCGCUGGAGCAGAGCUACGUGGUGUGUGAGCUCCACCAGAAGGUGGACCUGCUCUUCUCCUUCAUCCGAGGACACCUGACCCGGAAGAUCAUCGUCUUCUUCUCCUGCUGCAAACAGGUGCAGUACCUGUUCCGGACCUUCUGCCGCCUUCGACCCGGCAUGCCGGUUCUGGCUCUGCACGGCCGGCAGCAACAGGUGAAGCGGGUUGAGGUCUACAACGACUUUGUCCGGAAGCAGAACGCCGUGCUGUUCGCCACUGACAUCGCUGCCAGAGGUCUGGACUUCCCCGCCGUCAACUGGGUUCUGCAGUUUGACUGUCCAGAGGAUGCAGACACCUACAUCCACAGGGUGGGCCGCACGGCCCGCUACAAGGAGGGCGGGGAGGCGCUGCUCCUGCUGCUGCCCUCUGAGGAGGAGGCCAUGGUGGCGCAGCUGCAGGAGAAAAAGGUCCCCAUUAACAAGAUCCAGGUGAACCCCGAGAAGCUGCAGAGCGUCCAGCAGAAGCUGGAGGCCUUCCUGGCACAGGAGAAGGAGCAGAAGGAGCGGGCUCAGCGCUGUUUUGUCUCCUACCUGCGCUCUGUCCACCUGAUGAAGAACAAAGCCGUGUUUGACGUCUCCAAACUCAACAUCAACCAGUACGCCCUGUCGCUGGGGCUUGCCGUGGCGCCACGGGUACGCUUUCUGCAUAAAACUCAUGUACAAGAAAAGAAAGAAGAGGAGGAGGAGGAGGAUGAAGAGGAGGAGGAUCUGCGCAGCUUCAAGGCCCGCCUCAAAGGAAACUCUUCUCCAGAAGAGAACCGAGACUCAGACUCAGAGAACAGUGAAGAGGAUGAAGAGGAUGGAAGUGAGGAAGAUGUGCAGUCUGAGGAUGAAGACGAGGAGGACCUCCGAGACCUGGACCUUCUGACGGUCAAAAGAAAAGAUGUGUUCGGUCUGGACCCGCAGAGCUCAGACGAAGCCGACGGCGUCCCGAAGAAGAGGGGUAUGGCCAAAGAGACAAAGUUCAAAGAAGCCAAAAAGGUUCUGAAGAGGAACUUUAAGGUGAACACCAAGGUGACCUUCAACGAGGAGGGAGGGGCCGUGCAGGUGUGGCCACCGGUUCAGCGUAAGGCUGCUGGCGAGGAGGAGGAAGAGGAGAAAGAGGAGGAGUCGGGAAUCAAUGUGGAGAAGGCCAAGGAGAGGCUGAAGAGGGAGGAUGAGGAGUUUGACAAGCAGGAGUACAGCCGCAAGGUGAAGGCCAAGCACAGGGAGAGGAGGCUGAAGGAGAGGGAAGCGCGGCGCGAGGCCAGCAAGCGUGGAAGGCGCCAAGAGGACGAAGAGGAGGACGAGGUUGUGGCCUACCUGGCCAAUCAGAGCGACGACGAGUUUGACCCCAGCUCUCUGCCGGACCCAGACAAGCUGCAGCCUUCAGAAGAGGAGGAGGAGGAAGAGGAGGAGGAGGACAGGGGCUCUGCCAAACAUUCACACAGGGUUGAAGAUGAUGAAGAGGAGGAGCUCACACCAGAGAAGAAGAUUAAAAUGGAUGAGGAGGAGCCCCCAGCUCUGGACACUGGUCUGACUCUGGCUGAGGAUGAGGAGCUGGUCCUCCAGCUGCUGAGAGGACAAAGGUAGAACCCACUGAACUGGAACAUGGACCCGAGCUCGGUUCCUCUUGAGGGAGCAUCCCAGUUCUGAGCUUUUUAUGAACAGAUGUCUUCAUCCUGACUCACACCAUCAGAGAUUUGGCGAUGCUUUCCUCUCACGGAUCUCUGACAUUCAAGUGUUAAGGAGUAGAAAAACCCAGAUGUUUGUGUUUCCAGGACAUUCUCUCUGCAUCUAUUUUCAUUUCAGUUCAUUGUUAUAUAUUUUCAUUUGCCCUAACAAAUUAAAAACAAUUCAACUCCUUCCAAUAA